Messenger RNA from Pristis pectinata (smalltooth sawfish), 11704 nucleotides. Its product is annotated as tensin-2-like. NCBI's taxonomy places the organism in Eukaryota, Metazoa, Chordata, Chondrichthyes, Rhinopristiformes, Pristidae. Bases 599 to 5275 code for a protein of 1558 amino acids. Gene Ontology annotation, biological process: peptidyl-tyrosine dephosphorylation. Gene Ontology annotation, molecular function: protein tyrosine phosphatase activity; protein binding. The transcript is spliced from 30 exons. The record is from RefSeq and is a predicted model, not a curated record.
GCUUCUACUGCGGUGGUGAUCAACGCGGAGGCGGUGCUUACACUGAAAUCAACUGGGCUCGGUCUCUUUUAGUGAGAGGGGGCGGAUAAGCCGUCUCUCCCCGGGAGCCCGCAGGAUAGCUGCAUGGGCUGUUCUAUAAGCCUCGAUUGUUGCGGGACGGAGCUUUGCGGAACCCCAGAUGAACCUACGAAGAAGAAAGAAGAGAAAAUGAGGCUCACGAAGAACAGCAACGGGUCUGAGUGAAAAAGACCGGCAUUGUGCACGCAGCAGAGGCAGCUGGAUAAACAACCAACGAAAAACUGCGAAGAAUGUACGAAAACAUCGAUCCACAGUGACUGGACAUUCACCAUUUGCUGACGGCAAAGGAAAAGCACAUUGAUGAUAUCGCUCCAGAACUAUGUGCUGAAAACCCUUUUUGCUGCCGUCUUUAUUUCUCACGAAGCCUGGUAAGGUCGAUCCCCCAACUACUCACAGCUUCAAGGAGAAGACAUUUAAGAAGAAGAAGCACUGUGUGGUAUGCAAGCAGCCAAUCACGUCACAGGGGAUCUUAUGUCGCAUCUGCAAGUUAGCAAGUCACAAGAAAUGUGAAACCAAGGUAAUGACCAUCUGCGUGCCUCCAGCCCCUCGCAGCCUGGAACUUCCAAGAAAGGGUACUGGAACAGUGAAGAACAUAGAGCAUUUGGGGUCAACAAAAUCUUUGAAAAGUGCCAGUCAAAGGAACACUCUGCCGAGGAGUUUUAGCGUGGACCACGUCAUGGAGAGGAACUACGAUUUUGACUUGACAUACAUUACAGAGCGAAUUAUUUCAGUCUUCUUCCCAUCGGUACUCGAGGAACAGCGAUACCGCAGCAACCUGAAGGAGGUUGCCCACAUGUUGAAGUCUAAACACGGAGACAAUUACUUGCUUUUUAAUCUGUCGGAAAAGAGGCAAGACAUCAGUAGACUCAACCCCAAGGUUCAGGACUUUGGCUGGCCUGACCUUCAUGCUCCUCCCCUGGACAAGAUUUGUGCCAUCUGCAAAGCCAUGGAGAUGUGGCUGAACUCUGACCCCCAUCACGUUGUCGUCCUGCACUGUAAGGGCAACAAAGGUCGAACGGGAGUCAUCAUUGCAGCGUACAUGCACUACAGCAAGAUCUCUGCGGGGGCUGACCAGGCACUCAGUACACUAGCCAUGAGGAAGUUCUGCGAGGACAAAGUGGCUCCGGCGAUACAACCUUCUCAAACCAGAUAUAUCUAUUACUUCAGUGGUCUGCUAUCUGGAGCGAUAAAAAUGAACAGCAUGCCUCUGUUCCUGCACCAUGUCGUCAUCCCUGCUAUACCCAGCUUUGAGCCCCAUGGAGGUAACUGUUCAGGAUACCACCCAUUCCUGAAGAUUUAUCAGUCAAUGCAACUCGUCUACACUUCAGGCAUCUACAGUGUCCAAGCACCUGGUUGUAAAAAACUGUGCAUCUCUGUCGAACCUGCCUUACUGCUGAAGGGAGACAUUAUGGUGAAGUGUUACCAUAAGCAAUACAAAAACCCGGAACGGGACGUUGUUUUUCGAGUACAGUUCCAUACUUGCGCCAUCCAUGGCACCCAGCUCUGGUUUGGAAAGGAUGAACUGGAUGAUGCUUACGGAGAUGACAGGUUCCCACGAGAUGCCAUGGUGGAGUUCAUUUUCUCUUCCGGUCCGGAAAAAAUCAAAGAGGGAGAACACUUAAAGAAUGACUCAACAGUGACUGUGGAUUACAACACCUCUGAUCCAACAGUUAGAUGGGAUUCCUACGAGAACUUCAACCUUCACCAUGAGGAUGGCUUGGAAGAAGUACCUCACACACGAGGGCCACUAGAUGGAAGCCUGUACGCUAAAGUGAAGAAGAGGAGUCCGAGCACUGGUACAGCCAACGGAAGUCCGUUAAGUGUCACGUCUGUUCACUGUGGCCACACCUUGUCUGUCAGCACAGAUUCUGGCCACUCCACUGCUUCAGUUAAGACAGAGGACCACAGUGUUAGCAUGAAGCAAGCUCCCUCGCAAGUAGAGAAGGAGCAGCUAGAUCGCCUGCUCAGUGGGUUUGGCGUGGGCGCAGUGAAGAAUGUGCACAAUGCGAUGUCCCAACCAGGGGUGGCUUCACAGAGCCGCUCCAAUGGCCGAUCUGGCUCCAAUGAAAGGGAGACGGACAUACUGGAUGAUGAAGACAUGUGUGAGAUGAAUAGGUUCGCCACUUUGCCGAGAAACAUGCAUCAUGGUGCCCAUCCUUAUAAUUUCAAGGUUAGCCAUCACUCGCCAGAGCACAGAAUACCUGGUUAUGGCCAUAGUCCUGAAGGAAUACGAACUGAUGUCUACUGCAGGCCUGAUGGGACACUGGAAAGAAGACGACCCACGUUUGAGAGAAGUGCGGGGCCAAUGAGCGACGUUGGGGUGGAGGGCAGGCUGCAUGAUUCUUACGAGCAUGUGAAAGGCAUAGACCCCAUUCAGCACCAGGCAGCAAUGUUGGAGAGGGUGAACUACCAACGGCCGCGCAAUGAUGUACUCCAAGUCUACCCACCCAUGUUUCAUCAGUAUACCUGCUCAGAGAGAAUGCCUCCUGGUCUAAUCCAUCGAAUGAGACACAGGGACGAUGCCCAGAGAGAUCACGACAUAAAGGCAAAUAGGAACCGGCUAAUUGAUUAUCACCAGUUAGAAGGCAUUUUGGAUGGACAGCAUGUACAGUUUCUUGAGCGUGAUCCUCCAGAAAUUAUGUCUCACAAUUGUGGCUGUCGUAACUGUUCCUUAAAGAUGUCAGAGGAAGAGGUGGAGAGGUCUGCAGCGGCGUUUAAUGCCAUUAAGUUGGACCACGACUCUUUGUACCAGCACCCUUGUCCUCCUGACCUAGACAUGUGGCAGCAUGAAAACCUGAAGCCACAUCUGCUAAGCCACCCUAUCAGAAAUGGACAGGCACCCCAACCAGUUCCUCUACUGAUGCCUGCACACUCAUACAGCCAGUACCCAAGAGGACAUGGAUGCACCUCAUUUGGUUAUAACCAUGCCCAUGCAAAUAUGCCGAUGCCAACCCCAAUGGCACACACAUACUCCACUCCGAUUUCACCAGUUCCUCAUGGGCAACUUCAGAGAAGCAUGGAAGGGUCUCCUGAAUCACAUGUUCCUUAUGGCAGGUACCCAGAGCUGAAGUACAGCCCAGAUUACCAACAACAUUCACACUGCAGUUGUCCAUAUGACCAUUACCAAGAACAGCACUGUGCCAACAGAAGCUGUGAAGUCUACCCAGACAGUCCACUCAUGUCAUCCUCAGUGCUGGGGCCGUGUGCUCAGAGCCCACAAGGGCCUCCUUCUGUGUCGCCAGUGAGCCCGAGUGUAUCCCGGGUUUUGUCCAGGAACCCAAGUGCUUGUGAUCGAGUAGCAAGACUGACCGAUGAAGGUCCACAAAGCCCAGAAGCUGCUCUCUCACCCCAACUGCCUGAAGUCCAAUUCCAUGCUGAUCCAGUAGCCCAGGGAAAAGAAACGUUGGUAUAUGGCAUUCCUGGAGAACUUAGAAACCCCGAGAUUCCAAGGCGUCACCACUGUGAAGGAAUGGUGAUCUGUAGCUCUCCAUCCAACAUGACCGAAGCAUCGACUCCUGGAUCCUCAGGCAGCCCUGGACCUAAUACUGAAAGCAGUAUGGCGACAGCAGAGGGCAGCCCCACAUCACCUGUACAGUCCCCUCUGGCUACAGGCCAAAAGCAGACAGCCCCACCCGGGCCAGAGGUGAGCCUGUGCCCCACCGCUGCCUCUCCUGAGCCAAGAAACAGGAGCCCCGGCAGCCCAGCCAAUCAGCAGUCCAGUGCCCAUCAGGUAAAUGGCAUUGAGACCCAUACGGUGCCUGGUGAUCCGGGAAGUACCCAUCAGUCGUUGGCCAAUGAUACACAGCGAAGUCCAAACCAAAGCAAAGAUGAUUCCACUCGGUCGCCGCCACCAUGCAGCCCAGUCGCCAAGGGGUGUCUACCGGAGACUGCCUCGGACCACUUAACUUCGACUACACCACCGAGCUCAGCCAUCGUCAGCCAUCCACCGAACGGCAGCAUGAGCGACCCUUGCUUUAUCAGCAUGCAGCACCAGCCGCUGAGCCUGGACGCAGUAGCCUUGCAGUCCUGCCAAAGAAGUCCGGAUUCCCAGGCACCUCCCACCCCUGCCUUCCCAGUUGCGACCCCCUACAGUGCUCCUACCCCUCGUUCCGAAGUGUUCACUUACCAGUCAGGUGGCUCGAUGUACCCACAGCAACCACCUUUACCAGAGAAACGGCGGAUGUCUGCCAGCCAUGGACCAGCCAAUGGAAGGCCCUUCUCGCCCACACACAGAGGUGCACAAACUCCCAGCGAGGGUACCACACAUCACGUGACCUUCUCCCCAACCACUUUGGACUUCCCAAUGCAUUCAUUAACAGAUGGACAUCAGGAAAGCCAUAUCAGUGCCAAGUUUGUCCAGGACACAUCUAAGUUUUGGUACAAGCCAAACAUCUCCAGGGACCAAGCCAUUGCCCUUCUGAAAGACCGGGAGCCUGGCUCGUUCCUGAUUCGGGACAGCAAUUCAUUCCAGGGGGCCUAUGGCCUUGCCCUCAAAGUGGUGACGCCUCCAGCGAACUUCAGCUCUCACAGCGGUAAAGGCGACCCAAAUGAACUGCUCGUCAGGCAUUUCCUUAUCGAAACAGGCUCAAAGGGAGUGAAGAUCAAGGGCUGUCAGAAUGAACCGCACUUUGGAAGUCUGUCGGCUCUGGUGUAUCAGCACUCUAUCACACCCAUCUCCCUGCCCUACAAGCUGAAGAUUCCGGAUAAAGAUCCCAUGGAUGAAACCCUGGACAGCGUUGUCCCUGGCAACACCAGUACUGCUGCUGAAUUGCUUAAACAGGGAGCAGCUUGCAACGUGCUGUAUAUCAACUCAGUGGAGACAGAGUCGCUCACUGGCCCACAGGCAGUCGCCAAAGCAACCAUGCAGACCUUUGCGAUGAAGCCUCGGCCUACCGCCACCAUGGUCCACUUCAAAGUCUCAGUGCAGGGCAUCACCCUAACCGACAGCCAACGAAAGAUUUUUUUCAGACGUCAUUACCCAGUCAACACUGUAACGUUCUGCAACCUGGGCCCCCAGGACAGAAGGUGGACUAACCCAGACGGCACAACAUCAAAAAUGUUUGGUUUUGUGGCAAAGAAGCAGGGAAGCACGUCCGACAACGUCUGCCAUCUUUUUGCCGAACUCGACCCAGAGCAACCGGCAUCCGCCAUAGUGAACUUCAUCACCAAAGUCAUGCUCGGGCCACAGAAGAGAUGAGUCCAGGAAUUGCUGCAUUCAAAGACAAACCAAAGGGGUCAACUGGCCAGGCAAGAAGGAUAGCUAGCUCCUCCUAUGUCACCCAAAGGAACAAGCUUCUUUAGAAACAUCAGUGUUCCCCUUAGAAACAAUUCUUUCUCUCUGUUUAAGAUCAACUUGUUCUAGCCUCGAUGUAGAUAUUAAGAUUGCAUGAGAUUCCUUUUAAUCUCAACUCGGGUUUGAUGGCUCCACUUUGUGAAGUGACAGUGUUAAGUAGGGCCUCGCUCCCUCACAGCCUAGUCCUCCCAAGAGGGUGAAUUCAAUCGUGGUGAGUUAGGUUGAUCGUUCUGCACACUGCCUGCAUUGCGCUUUGCUGAGGAUUCUCAUUGUAACUGCCCAUGUAAAAGGGAGCCCUGCAGACUUGAUCAUUGAGUGACAUCGCAUGUGAAUAAUACAAAGAGUACGUGCAAAAUGUGUAGGUGGGGGACUAAGCAAGGAGGAAAGGGGCUGUGGGAUGAUUAAAGGGUGGUGGGUGAAUAUUGAGACGAAUUGGGACCAAUGUUAGAUCUAGGUUUGUGAAAGCAAGAACUCACGUGUGAAGUUUUCAGAGUAUCUGGUACUGCUGGAGUCUAAAGGCACCACCAUCCUCUAUAGUAGAAUGUCAUACUGCACUGGUCUUUGAUCAUAAGGCUACCCAGUUCAGAGCAGGUCUAACUGUAGUAUCAGUCUGACAACGAAAGUGUAAUGUUGGUCUGACAUUUAUCAAGGCUUUCAAUGAAAGCUGUCGGGAGAAUAAAGCUGGUGAUAACUCAGUUGGAUGUACCUGAAGAUGAAGUGCGAUGGAUUUGGGAUUCCUUACCAGCAACUAUAGUGCAGCUUAACUCGCCAAAGCUUCAUUUUAUUGAAUGAUAGAAUGAACAGUCUGAUACCAGAACAGGUCAGGCUGGUCACAAGCCAGUUCUCGUAUCAGAGUGAAUUGGACCUGGGCUAGGGUGUGUGUCCAGACUCACAGCCAGCACGUUUGAAACAGCAGACAAACUCAGUUUGCUCAGAAAAUAGGCUAAUUAAAGAGUGGAGGAAGCUGAAACGACAGCAAGCUCUACAGCAUUUUCUGUUUCAGAAUCAGGUUUAUUAUCACUGUCGUAUGUCAGAUUCAAGGCAUCUUCAGUGUUUCCUUCUGGAUCACUCCCAAAUGUUGGCCAGUGGUCCCCCAGGAUCUCACUGCAUUCGUCCUGAAUUCCCUUGCACUGCCUCUGCCCUGCUGCAUCUUCAGGGUCAUCUUUGAGCCCCUGCCCAUGGCCUGCUUGGUUUUUAUAUCAAUACACCCAAACAGUCGGCUCAGUCUGACCCUGCCACAAGCUCUGUGUGACAUUCUGUCAGGCUGAUGGUCCCUGAGAAAGUUAGGUGUGCGUUAGUAAGUGCAGCAGUGUGGUAAGCCGUUCUUCAUUCAGUAACAUCUACCCUCACCCCAAUUACCACUGGGGUGACGGCUUUCCAUCUCUCCCAGCAACCGUCCUGAAUGCAUCAUUGGGUGAUGGACAGUUUUUGUGCUGUGGCUUCCCGAGCUGAUUUCACCUUGGGACCCUUAGAACAUAGCUCCUGCCCCACCCUAUCCUCUUAACCCCAUCAUCUGACUGUAGAAGGGGAACAAAAUGGAAUUUGGCACCUCACGUACCCUGCAGCCCUUCUGCAUAUCAGGCUCUCAUCUCUGAACUCUUGUGCUCUGUGAAUCAGCCUUGACUAACAUUGCAUUGAGUUGUUUGGAUCUAAUGAGCUGGCCUAGAGAAGCACUCAUUUGCCUUUGUAAUGCUAGUAUAAAUGGCCUGGGUCUCUACUAUAAUGUAAGCAGGAACCAUGGAGCUAGUAGUGAACAGUGACAGCUCAGCACCAGGCUCCUGGAUAUAUAAUAUAUAGUGUGUGUAUGUAAUAUAUUGUGUUGUGUAUAUGAAUGUGUUGGUGACAAAGAUUGGCUAUUAUGUGAUCUCAGAGUAGAGUCACAACACCUGACAAAUGGUGAAUUAAUGUGAUCGUUUCUGCUGUGCUUAUUAAAUAUGCCAAUGUAUCUUAUUGGGGCACGUAACCGAGAGAGCCUUGGAAACGGAUUAGUGUUGAAAUGUUAUUUCCGUCAAGUGGCUGGAUUAUGAGUUUCUGGCUGAACAUGUGGCUAUCCCUCCAGACUUUUGGAAAAUUUGGACAAGUGCAAAAUCUUGGCCAACACCAGUAAAAUCAAUGACCUGGUCAUUAUUGCACUGCAGAUUGUAGGAUCUUGCUGUGUGCAAAUUAAGUGGCACAUUUCACUUCAGAAGAUGUUUCAUGCAUUGUAAAAUGCUUUAGGACAUCUUGAGGUUGUGGAAGGUGCUGUAGGAAUGCAAUUUUUUUCCACUACAGCUUACAACAGGGCUAGUGAAAGGUUGCCACAAACAUAAGUCAACCCUCCAAUACCAGACAUCAAUGGCUUGUCACUGAGCACAUAUGUAAUAGGUCUUUUAAGGAAACCAAGGGGGCUAAGGGACCAACAAUGGAUGGUCGAAGGGAAGGGUUUUCAGCUGCUUUUGAUGGUGAGUGUGGAUGUAGCUCAGAGAGCCCUUGCCCAAAACUAAAGCACUCUACACAGCCAUUUUUUACACAAGUCCUCAUGCCUGUAGUGUGGAGAUUUGUCUUUCAAACUAAUGUGUUUGUGAAUGGCCUUCUGGUUACGUGCUCAAAUGAAAGGAGGAAUCACAAGCAUUCAUUUCGGUGAAGAAAAGUAUAUUUUUUAUGUUGUUUUUCAGAUAUAGACACGUCAAAACUAUUAAUCCAAGAGAUUUCAAUAUUAUGAUGAUAAACAGUCACAAAAUGUCAAUGAGUCACUGCUAAAUGUGUUGUAACCUUUAUGUUUAACAAUAUAUUCAAACAAGUUUGGCUUCACAGAUUAUUCAAGAUUGGAGCUCCAUCUAAGAACUACCAGGGCCUUGCUGGCAAUGUCGCUUUUCCUUGUUUCUGCCUGGGGAGGAGGAAGGUUGAGGUGGCUGGUGGAAUCGGAAAUGGUGAGAGGGGAUAUUUGUAGCACAUCCCCCGGCAAUGUAAUUCUGGGUUCCGAACAGUCUCGGAUUGGCAGCCCGACUGAGGGCCAGCCAGUUGUUGGGCACAGUGGAUGUGGGUCCUGACCGUGCACAUGGUCUCACCACACCAUUGGAAAUGGAGUCCCUUGGCCUGCCUCUUGCAAGGAGCUAGACACAUAGAAUGAGGCCACAUGAGAUGAGCAAGGCAAAGGUUGAGAUAUUUGGGCUACAGUAGCAUGUGAUUAAAUACCCAGAGGCCUGAACCAUUGAUUCAGAGACACAAGUUCAAAUCCCACCAUGGCAGUAGGGGAAUUCAAGUUCAGGUACACUAACUAAAUCUAGAAUAAAAAGCUAGCGUACAAUGGCCUGGUUAUAAUGUGUUCUAGAAAUGACCAGAUUCUCUCAAAAUCCUACUGAUGUGCUACUGUGCUUAAGAGAAGGAAAUCUGCCAUCCUUGCCGUAUAUUUGACUCUAGACCCACCAAUGUAGUUGACUUUUAACUGCUCUCUCAGAGCCACUUGGCUCGGGGGUCAGGGAGGGAUGGGCAGUGAACACCACAAAACAAAAUUGGAAUUAUUGCAAGUCACCUGGCUAUACCCAGCUAAACAGGUGGUGAGGAAGUGAGAGAGAGUUGGGGAUGGCUCUUUGGGACCUCCCCUCACCUUCUGCACAUGUGUUCUAUUUUGCGUAAAGCUAGACAGCAGCCUUUCUAGUUCCUGGUCUGAUUUCUCCCAUCGCAAAAAGAUACUAUCCCUUCUGAACGAUUACUGAACCUACACGAGAGGUGGGGAGGGAAGGUGAUGGUUGUCCAGCAACGCCUGUAACCCACUGUACCUGUGGGGUGGUGGCUAUUACUUUGCAAAUCUGUGAGGCUGAGGUACCCAUUGGACAGAGUGGCAAAAAGGUAUAUAUUUGAAGAGCUUUCAACAUACUGUAUAUUACAUAUUUUAAUCAAAGUCUAUAGUUUUAUUUGUAUAGCUCAGACAUUUAUUUUGCCUGAUAAUGGAGAAUUUAUGGAAGAAGCUUUAGUCAAGAAUGUAUAAUAUAUUAUACUUAUGCCGUUAUUUUCUUUUGCGUAUGUGGUGUGGUAUCAAACACCAGCUGAACGAGUUCUGUGUAUUCCUUUGUGGGUGUGCCAUGUGUAAGUGUCUGCUUUCCAAGUACACAGCAUUGCAAAAUAUAUGGAUCACCCCUUGUUUUCUCUUGUUGAAUUUAGCUCCAAGGAUCUUCCCCUGCCCUUUUCCCCAAAGCUUUUUAUGAAGUCAUCUGGUGCAGGUGGGACUGGCCAGGAUCUUGUGCUGAACUCAAUCAGAACAUACAGAGAGGCACCUCCUUGGCUAAUCAGCUAUCCGGUGGGAAGCGUGUGCAUGUUGGAUGAGUGUUCAAAUCUCCAUUGGUUAUGCUGCCUUCCCUGGUUGAUUCGCCUGCCAAUGUGAGUUGGAGCACCAGUUUCCCAUCAGAAUUUAACAUGAAUUGGAUCCUUCAGGGAAGUUCAAGAGGAAGUUGGGUGGAGUGAGGGGAAAUGAAGUGAUCCUUUUCAUCAGCUAUUCAUGUGAGAUGGCAGAGUCCAAUCCUUGUGAUAUUCAGCUGACUUUAGAAAGUCCAGGUCACUUAUCGCCCCAGCCCACGCUACCUCCUCAUGAAGCAAUGCCACAACCUUAAAAUUCUCUUCAUUUUCAAAUCCUUCCAUCAACUCAACCCCACCCCCUCCCAUCCCUUUAAUCUCCUCCCACUCUAUAACCCUCCAGUCCUAGUGCAUGAUCCUUUCCAGAUACUAACGUGGCCCCAAAGCCCGGACCUGUUCUGUAGUUGCCACCACAGUAAGAAGGCCUUUUCCCACCAUUGGCAGCUGCCUUUAGCUCUGGAAAAACCUCCCAAACCCACCCUUCGUCACUUAAGCCCAUCCUCAAAACCUUCUGACUAAGUUUUUGGUUAUCCGUCCUUAUGUGGCUUGAUGCCAGUUUUUGUUUGAUGAUUGCUCCCAUGAAGCACCUUGGGAUAUUUUACUGCAUUAAAGGUGCUAUAAAAACGCAAGAUGUUGUUGCUAUACUUCCUUUCAGUGUACGAUUUUAUAUGGACCAGUUAAAAUAGUUCCUAAUUAUCGUAUUUCCCCUUCAAAAAAUAAUUUCUUCAUGGAUAUGUGCAUUGUUGUGGGUGCUUUCUAGUUGGGAAAAGACUGUGAUUGCUGAAUAGGUUUCAUCUCACACAAGGGGUCAAAGUAGGGCUUGGACCCUCUGAACCGCCUCAUUCGCUCUCCAUGGCCAUAGAUUGAAUUAGACAGAAGCAUUCCAUGUCCAGAUUUCAGUCAAGAACGGCAACUGAGCAAGCUCAAGGUUAACAGCCAGAGGUGAAGGUAUUCACAUCUGUGGCAGAAAAGAUGCUAAAAAUUGGCAGGAACUAACAGUUCAACAAGGAGAAUAAUUCACAGAGGUUUACAGAGGAAAAAAAUCUGGCUUUAGAAAGUUGCUGAUAUAAUUGGCAAAGAAGCAGGUUAGGUUUUUUGUGCUUAAACCUGCAAAGCUGCUGAAGAACAGGGUGAGAAAGUGGUGACUGCCACUGGAGAGUUCACGGAGCCCUUACUAUUUGUCAGCUGUAACACUAAUUAUAGGAUGAGAGGUGGGACGGCUCUCUCCCAUAGUUCAUCAGAGUAACUUGGACCUUGGCUUCCUUUGUUAAACCUUUAACUACUGUCUCUUUGUCAUUUUUAUCAAAGAAAACAGGAAAAUCCCACUUUGUUUAGGUUCUACCUGGGCACAGCUUUUGUUGCUGGAGAAGUCUUUUCACUUCUCCUCCCUCCACCCUCCACCCUCCACCCUCCACCUGAGGCACUUUCCUGACUCGAAUGACCAAUAUUUGUUCACUCGCCUUGACCCAGCGUGGCAGCAAGCUAUUUGACAAUGGGCGUAACCACAACUAUAACUCUGCCUUAGUUUCCUUGUCCACACAAGCACAUUUCCAGCAAGGGUUUUCAGUGAACACCUGGGAAUCCUGGAUUACAUCCAAGGCACCAAGGCAGUAUCACGUCUGCGCCGCUGACCCUUAACCCGGUUGAGCUCAGCCAGAUUAUGUACUUAACCCUGGCUCAAUUGGGGGGCAUUAUAAAUGCACUCCAGUUGCGGGCAAGUUUUGAUGCCAACACCAGCACUAACUGACAUGUUUUCACCUCUUUUCCCCCAGAUUACAAUACCAUGUAAUGAAUAGUGAGUGGUUGAAGCAGUUGAGAGAAUUUUUUGCUUUCUUGUCCCAGCAGUGGGAAGAAUGCUACAGCAGUGCCACCUGCUGGAGGAUGUGAGAUGCUGUUGGAAUUUGUUUAAAUGUUUCCCGUGCCAAGUCAGAGUUUAUGGGACUCCUGUGCUGCAAUGUAUAACAGAAUUUAAUUUGUUAAUAAAACAGCAGUCGCUAGAAAUUA